GCGCCCUGAAAAGUGAAGCCGACCCAGCCCUGCCCCGAGGGACGCUCCACCAGGGCGGAGGUGCAGACAGGCCCGGCCACAAUUCGCUGUAACGUGAGCCAGGCCCCGGCGGAAAGGGGCCAGGGGACCAUAGAGGAGCUGGCUGCGGGGCUCGGAAGAGACCGUGAGAACUUCGCCCUCUUUAGGCUGAGGCCAGCAGGCGUCCCGGAGGAGGUGUAACCUGAGUAGACCUUCCCAGGUCACGCGGAAACGCCAGAAGGCCUUUGAUGAAAGAACUUCUUCAGGGUUUGAAGGACAAGCGUCCUUCUCGAACAGCCCUGCCCAGGAAAGAAGGCGGGGAGUGGGGGGGCAUCCGCGGCCGGGCUCGGACUCGGACUCGGAAAUCUUCGGCCCGGGCUCGGCAAUCAGUUCCCAGCUCCGGCCUGGGCCUCGAGCCCGGGGCCGAUCCGGAAACAGCCGAGCGGAUCCGGAAACAGCCGAGGGGACCCGGAAGGGGUGAGCGCCGUCACCAGGGAGUGCUGGAACCCGCCGUUUGCGCGGAGACGAUGGCGGCAGCUGCGCCGGCGGCCGCGGGCGAGGAUGGCCGGCGUUGGCGGCCGGGGGCCGUCCUGGACCCCCAACCCCAGGAAGGGGCGAAGGUGGAGGCUGAGUCAGAGGAGCUCGGCCGGCUGCGGGCUGAGCUGGCAGGCGCCCUGGCGGAAAUGGAGACCAUGAAGGCUGUGGCGGAGGUGAGCGAGAGCACGAAGGCCGAGGCCGUGGCUGCAGUGCAGCGGCAGUGCCAAGAGGAGGUGGCUUCACUGCAGGCCAUCCUGAAAGAGUCCAUCAGCAGCUACGAAGCCCAGAUCACCUCCCUGAAGCAGGAGCGCCAGCAGCAACAGCAGGACUGUGAGGAGAAGGAGCGGGAGCUGGGGCGCCUGAAGCAGCUGCUGUCCCGGGCUCACCCCCUGGACUCCUUGGAGAAGCAGAUGGAAAAGGCCCAUGAGGACUCGGAGAAGCUUCGGGAGAUCGUGCUGCCCAUGGAGCAGGAGAUUGAGGAGCUGAAGGCGAAACUGCUCCGGGCAGAGGAGCUGAUUCAAGAGAUCCAGAGACGUCCCCGGCAUCCCCCUUCCUUGCACGGCUCCGCGGAGUUGCUGCCCCUGUCCCGGGACCCGUCGCCCCCGCUGGAGCCUCUCGAGGAGCUGAGCGGAGACGGGGGUGCAGCAGCCGAAGCCUUCGCCCACAACUGUGACGACAGUGCCUCCAUCUCUUCCUUCUCCCUCGGCGGUGGGGCCGGCAGCACCUCCCUGCCCCGCAGCCGCCAGGGCCUGAGCCCCGAGCAGGAGGAGACAGCCUCUCUGGUGUCCACGGGCACCCUGGUCCCCGAGGGCAUCUACCUGCCCCCUCCUGGUUACCAGCUUGUCCCGGACACCCAGUGGGAGCAGCUGCAAAUGGAGGGGCGGCAGCUGCAGAAGGACCUGGAGAGCGUCAGCCGGGAGCGGGACGAGCUGCAGGAAGGUCUGAGACGGAGCAACGAGGACUGUGCCAAGCAGAUGCAAGUGCUCCUGGCCCAGGUCCAGAACUCAGAGCAGCUGCUGCGGACCCUGCAGGGGACCGUGAGCCAGGCCCAGGAGCGGGUGCAGCGGCAGAUGGCGGAGCUGGCCACGUCACACAAGUGCCUGAGCCACGAGGUGAAGCGGCUGACUGAGGAAAACCAAGGGCUGCGGGCCGAGCAGCCGCCGUCUUCGGCCGCCCGGGGUCUGGAGCAGGAGGAUGGCCACGAGGAGUCGCUGCCCAGCUCGGUGCCGGAGCUGCAGCAGCUGGUGCGGCACACGCGGCAGGAGGCGCGCGCCCAGCAGCAGGCCCGGGAGCACGAGGCCGAGCGCCUCCGGAUUGAGAUUGUGACGCUCCGCGAGGCACUGGACGAGGAGGCAGCAGCCAGGGCCAGUCUAGACGGGCAGCUGAGGGUGCAGCGGGAGGAGACAGAGGUGUUAGAGGCCUCCCUGUGCAGCCUGAGGACGGAGAUGGAGCGGGUCCAGCAGGAGCAGAGCAAGGCCCAGCUCACAGACCUGCUCUCAGAGCAGAGGGCGAAGGUGCUGCGGCUGCAGGCAGAGCUGGAGACGAGUGAGCAGGUGCAGAGGGACUUUGUACGACUGUCCCAGGCCCUGCAGGUGCGCCUGGAACGGAUCCGCCAAGCAGAAAGCCUGGAGCAGGUGCGCGGUAUCAUGGAUGAGGCGCCCCUCAGGGACAUCAGGGACAUCAAGGACACCUGAGGGGCUAGAAGCCACCCAGCCUGGGGGAGACUGCCUUUCCCCGCUCCUGAACCGAGAGGCCUGGGCUUUGGGGAUCUCAGGAUAGAGUCUUCAUGCCCUCCAAGCCUGGGGUUGAGGGGAUGGGGCCAUCACCGCCCUGUCUCUCCAGCUCCUCCUCCCCGGGGUGGCUGGCCUUCUGCCCCAAGGACGACACCUCGGUGGGAGGCCCAGCCCCCUCCAGGAACCAAAGGUGUAGGUUUAGCCCUGCGGCUUUUUGGCUGCCAUGCUGCCUUCUGGGUCCCAGCCCUCCUGCUGCUGCCCCCCCACCAGCCAGACUAACAGCUGUGCCCGUCACGGCGCCGUCCCUUCCCCGAGGCACAGCUGAGCCGUGCAUCGUGGCUGGGAGCCUCUGGCCCGCGGCAGCCAGUCCCUCCACGUGCGCACCCCGGGACAGGCCGCUGCUUUCUGGACUGCAUGACACUAAGAUGCUUGUCCCCAGGGGCCCGACCCAAGCCCCAAGAUGUGCACAGAGGCAAGACCAGACUUUUCUGUCAUUUAUUUUCAAUAAAUAAGCAGCUCAGCUCA
Messenger RNA from Ailuropoda melanoleuca (giant panda), 2813 nucleotides. It is a transcript of the gene RABEP2, whose product is annotated as rabaptin, RAB GTPase binding effector protein 2. Gene Ontology annotation, cellular component: intracellular membrane-bounded organelle. The transcript is spliced from 13 exons. Bases 267 to 2249 code for a protein of 660 amino acids. Lineage: Eukaryota; Metazoa; Chordata; Mammalia; Carnivora; Ursidae. Gene Ontology annotation, molecular function: GTPase activator activity; growth factor activity. The record is from RefSeq and is a predicted model, not a curated record. Gene Ontology annotation, biological process: endocytosis.